This is a messenger RNA of Sinocyclocheilus grahami, 6207 nucleotides long. RefSeq names its product slit homolog 1 protein-like. Gene Ontology annotation, molecular function: heparin binding; calcium ion binding; Roundabout binding. Lineage: Eukaryota; Metazoa; Chordata; Actinopteri; Cypriniformes; Cyprinidae. The transcript has 33 exons. Gene Ontology annotation, biological process: axon guidance; negative chemotaxis. The record is from RefSeq and is a predicted model, not a curated record.
AGGAGUCCGGGAACUGCUAUUUGUAGACCCUUGUGAUGGAUUACUGCCGUGUGUGUGUGUGUGUGUGUGUAAGAGAGGAUAGAGAUUUUUUGUUCCUGUGCUGUUCCGUAUCCCCCUUUCUUCAGGCAGACGGCAGAGCGCUGCUGAGCAAAGCAGUGAGGCAGGAGCGCGUUACGCACAGAAGCGGCUAAGCAACUCCUCCAAGAAGAGGAAAGGGAGAGUUUGUGCAGAAAGUGAAUCGUGAGAGCAUAGGAGCCGCUUUUUUUCUUCUCACGUUCUGGAAACGGGAGAGCACUAGCCUGAGCUCUCACGUCUCAAAGCUUGCGAGAUCAUGCCUGCGAGAGGAGGACACUCUGUAGGCAGACUGGUGGAGGCGUGUAUCCGGAUACUGCUGCUGUGCAAGGCUGCCACGGCGUGCCCUGCGCUCUGCACUUGCAGCGGCACCACAGUGGACUGCCACGGGCUAGGGCUCAAAACCAUGCCCAGGAACAUACCCCGAAACACAGAGCGGCUGGAACUAAAUGGAAACAACCUCACACGCAUCAACAGAAAUGACUUUUCUGGACUCAAGUAUCUUCGAGUUUUGCAGCUGAUGGAGAACCAGAUUGGGACAGUGGAGCGCGGCGCGUUUGAUGACAUGAGAGAGCUGGAGAGACUACGUCUGAACAGAAACCAGCUUCACCAGCUUCCAGAGCUUCUGUUCCAGAAGAACGCGGCUCUGUCCAGACUAGACUUGAGUGAGAACUUCAUCCAGGCGAUUCCCCGAAAGGCCUUCAGAGGAGCUACGGACAUCAAGAACCUGCAGUUAGACAAGAAUCACAUCAGCUGCAUCGAGGACGGAGCUUUCCGCGCGUUACGUGGACUUGAAGUUUUAACCCUGAACAGCAACAACAUCAGCAGCAUCCCAGUGUCCAGCUUCAACCACAUGCCCAAGCUCAGGACAUUCCGUUUACAUUCCAACAACCUGAACUGCGACUGCAAUCUGGCCUGGUUGUCCCAGUGGUUGCGCGAGCGGCCGACCAUCGGUCUGUUCACCCAGUGCAGCGCUCCAGCUCCGAUACGAGGACUUAAUGUAGCCGAGGUCCAGAAACAUGAAUUCAGCUGUUCAGGUCAGUCUGAAGACGCUGCUGUUCAGUCGUGUAGUUUCACCGCCGGCUCGUGUCCGGCCGUCUGCACCUGCAAUAAUAAUAUUGUGGACUGCAGAGGGAAAGGACUGACGGCGAUACCGGCAAACCUGCCCGACAGCAUGGCAGAGAUACGACUGGAACAGAACAGCAUCAAAUCCAUCCCUCCUGGAGCGUUUUCUCCUUAUAAGAAACUGCGCAGAAUAGAUCUCAGCAACAACCAGAUUUCUGAGAUCGCUCCUGAUGCCUUCCAGGGCCUGCGCUCCCUAAACUCACUGGUUCUGUACGGCAACAAGAUCACUGAUCUGCCCACAGGAGUGUUCGAUGGACUCUACACCCUCCAGCUGCUCCUUUUGAAUGCAAACAAGAUCCACUGUCUUCGCGCCAACACCUUUCAGGACCUGCAGAAUCUCUCGCUGCUUUCUUUAUAUGACAACAAAAUCCAAACGCUGGCCAAGGGCACCUUCACCUCGCUGCGCACCAUCCAGACCCUGUGAGCUCACACUCAGACCAGAUGCUUUUACGGUUUUUAAACGAGAUUCUUUGAUAAUCAAAAGAGAACUUGCUUGCUUGCAUGUCUAAUGUUAAGGAGUCUUCAACUGUCCAAAGAGCAGUAUGUCAUCCCAGGGACGGAGGACGCCAGGCUGAGCUAUGACUGUAAUAAUGACCCAGUCUGUCCAGCCAAAUGCCGCUGCGAGUCGAAUGUAGUGGACUGCUCCAAUCUACGGCUGAACCGCAUCCCUGAACACAUCCCAGCAUCCACCACUGAACUGCGUCUCAACAAUAACGAGAUCACGAUGAUAGAGGCCACAGGGGUUUUCAAGACGCUUUCUCACCUGAAGAAAAUAAACCUGAGCAACAAUAAGAUCUCAGAGAUCGAGGACGGGGCAUUUGAGGGGGCGACUUCGGUCAAUGAGCUGCACCUGACGGCAAACCAGCUGGAUUCAGCGCACAGCGGGAUGUUCAGAGGGCUGGAUGGCCUGCGCAUGCUAAUGCUGCGCAACAAUCGCAUCAGCUGCAUUCACAACAACAGUUUCACGGGAUUGCACAACGUCCGUCUGCUGUCGCUCUACGACAACACUCUGACCACCAUCACACCCGGAGCCUUCGACACGCUGCAAAGCCUCUCAACCCUAAACCUGCUGGCCAACCCAUUCAACUGUAACUGCCAUCUGGCAUGGCUGAGCAGCUGGCUGAGGAACCGUAAGAUCGUCACGGGAAACCCGCGCUGUCAGCGGCCGGCAUUCCUCAAAGAGAUUCCCCUGCAGGAUGUAGCGUUACCAGACUUCCGCUGCCAAGAGGAUCAAGAAGAAGCGAGCUGCACGCCGCCCGUCCAGUGUCCCACCGAGUGCACUUGUCUGGAGACCAUGGUCCGCUGUAGCAACAAACACCUGCACGUCUUACCCAAAGGAAUCCCGCGCAACGUCACUGAGCUGUCUCUGCAUGGUAAUGACAUCUCAGAGCUGCCUGAUGGGAUCUUCAACGACGCUGCAUCGCUGUCACAUCUAGCGAUUGGUGCAAACCCUUUGCACUGUGACUGCCGCCUGCGCUGGCUCUCUGACUGGGUGAAAACUGGCUACAAGGAGCCUGGCAUCGCACGCUGUGUUGGACCGCACGGCAUGGAGGGGAAAUUACUGCUCACCACGCCUGCCAAGAGGUUCGAAUGUCAAGGUGAAGUGGACACUGCUGUACUAGCGAAGUGUAACCCGUGCAUGUCUAAGCCCUGUCUGAACCACGGCAGCUGCGAGGCCGAUCAGACGGACGGCUACAGGUGUCGCUGUUCAGAGGGUUUUAAGGGCAAGAACUGUGAGACGGCGCUCAACACUUGUGUCAGUGAGCCCUGUAAGAAUGGAGGAGCAUGCCACAUGUCCGGAGAAGAGGAUGAAGACUUUAGCUGUUCAUGUGCUGCAGGCUUUGAAGGUCCCACAUGUGACACUGACAUAGACGAGUGUAAAGACAACGACUGUCAGAACGGAGCAACCUGCAUAGAUGGGAUCAACAAUUACACGUGUUUAUGUGCCCCUUUUUACACAGGGGAGAUGUGUGAGGAUAUGGAGGACAUGUGUGCUUCUACUCGCAGUCCCUGCAAGCACCAGUCCACCUGCUUCAUCACAGUCACUAGCCCAAAGUGUAUAUGCGCACCUGGUUAUGUGGGUGACGACUGCAGUGUGAACUAUGACGACUGUAAGGAGCACAGGUGUCAGAAUGGGGCACAGUGUGUGGACGAGGUUAAUGGAUACUUCUGCGUUUGCCCCGAGGGCUACAGUGGACAGCUUUGUGAAGUCCUAUCUACUCUGCGCUCCCUCUGCGACCUGGCUGACUGUCAAAACAAUGCCCCCUGUGUGGAGCGGGGGGGGCAUGCACUGUGUCAGUGCCUGGAAGGGUUUGGUGGACCAUGCUGUGAAAAGUUGGUCAGUGUCAAUUUUGUGGACCGAGACUCCUACCUGCUACUGAGUGACCUGCAGAACUGGCCUCAAGCUAACAUCACGCUACAGGUGUCCACAGCAGAAGACAAUGGCAUUCUUCUGUACAAUGGGGACAACGACCACAUUGCUGUGGAGCUUCAUGAAGGUCAUGUUAAAGUCAGCUAUGACCCUGGCAGCCAACCAAGUCAUGCAAUCUACAGUACUGAGACCAUCAAUGAUGGUCAGUUCCACACUGUAGAACUGGUGACCUUUGACCAGAUGGUGAACCUUUCAAUAGAUGGUGGUAUCCCAACAACCAUGGACAGCUUUGGUAAAGUGCAGCCCUUGAGGGGAGAAGCUCCACUAUAUGUGGGAGGCAUGCCGGUCAGUGUCCACCCCACACCUCCCCGUGUCUGGCAGAUCCAAAACAGCUCCAGUUUUCAUGGCUGUAUUCAGAACCUUUACAUCAAUAAUGAGCUGCAAGACUUUACCAAAACCCAGAUGAAACCUGGUGUGGUGCCCGGAUGUGAGCCCUGCCGAAAGAUAUACUGCCUCCAUGGUAUUUGCCAACCCAACACCGCCACGGGCCCUGUAUGCCACUGCCAGCCCGGAUGGAGUGGGCAACACUGUGACCAGCCUUCGGCGAACCCCUGCUUGGGCAGCAAGUGUGUCCACGGGAGAUGUAUACCAAUGGACAUGCAGUCGUACCGCUGUGAGUGCCAGGAGGGUUUUCAUGGUGCCCUGUGCAACCAGCAGGAAGAGCUCUUCAAUCCAUGCAGAAAUCUUCAAUGCAAACAUGGCCACUGUCAGUUAUCUGACACAGGAGAUGCCUACUGUCAUUGUGAGAUGGGCUACAGUGGAGAGUUAUGUGACAAGGAGUCUGAGUGCCACGGGGAGUCAGUGCGGGACUUCUACCAGGUCCAGCGCGGUUACGCCAUCUGUCAGACCACACGCAUGGUGUCUUGGGUGGAGUGCAGCGGUUCCUGUGACACCGGCUCCUGCUGCACCAGUCAAAGGAUGAAGCGCAGGAAAUACACUUUCGAGUGCAGCGAUGGCACAUCCUUCAGCGAAGAGGUUGAAAAGACCAUCAAGUGUGGCUGUGUGGGGUGCAUGUAGAACACAACCACUAGCAUCACCGCCUCAUCACAGUCUGACAGAUCCGCAGAAAGAGCCAUCACAAUAAGUCAAAAGAAAUAGAUAUCUUUCAUUGGGUAUACAGAGACAUACCACCACUCUAACCCCCCACCCUUUUAUAUUUCCACCACAGCCUGAAACUUCUACCCCCGUUUUGUCCUUUCGUGAGGUCUCAGAAUGGUAAAUUAACAGCAACUCUGCUGAGAGGAAAGGCGAGCGAGGUGGCCCCUAGCUUGUUUCAGCCCAAAAGCAGGACAGUAGUCACCUAUUAGAAGAAAAUGAUGGUCUUUUUGACUCUCUCUGCAGUGCAGGAUGUGUAUUUGAGCACAUAAGACUCUGUAAUGGUGAUGAAAGGAACAUUCACAUUUCCACCAUGCCUGAAAAAAACUAUACGUAUGCUAUAUCUGUGUGGAAGAAUACAUCCUCGGAGACAUGCUGGUAAAAUAGAACGUGUGAAACCAGAUAUGCAUGGAACGACAUGCUGUCUUACCAGAUAUUUCCAAUCAUUUUGUGUUAUGGGUGGCACACGGGACUCUUCCAUGUGUCCCUGCCCCAAUUCCACUGCAAAUAUGGCAUCCUUAAUAAACUAGACGAAUAAACUAGAAGAGCUCUGCGACGCUCCUGAUGCCAUAACAUAGAGUUACAUUGUUGGAGGGGAGCUUCUUUACAAUAUUUUCACUUUUGAUAGAUUGAGAAGAAAAGGAAAGUCAAGAAAAAGGAUCCAUUCGAUCUAUUCCAUACAGUGUUUGUCACUCCAUUACCUCAAACAGAGAACUCUACAGAAUGUAAGGGAGAGCUAAAGUCAAGCGCUAGCUAGAUCUCAUCACACCGUUUUCUAAGAUGCAUGCUCGUUGUCAUGUGAUGUCUGGAUUGUGGUUAAUAUUAGUACUGCUGAGCAGAAAAUAGAACAUCGCUUAUCGAAACACUGCUAAAUAUGCAAUGCCACUGCAGUUUUUAUAUUGGCCAGUGUUGAAACAGUUUGAGGGGUACAAUAUGACUAUGGGUUAUGACCACAACACUGUACACACCUCUUAGAAGUCACAAUUCUCCCGUCUCCCGCUGACGUAACACUAACGAUUUCCCAGAAUCCACCAUGUUCUCUUUUUGACUGCUACAGUAUUACCUCUGCAAGCUACUGCGUUCAUGAAGGUUUGCAAAUGGCCACGAACAUCAUCCUAGGAUUAAAACACAAAGAAGUGCAGUUUGGCUUAUUUCUUUUCAUUUGGGUGGGUGUUUGUUUUCGCUUUGAUUUCCUUUUCCUAACUCCCUAGGACCUUCACUUUAUACAGAAUGCUUAACAGAUUCUAAUAUAUAUUUGUAUUUCAUUUUGGUAUAGUAUUUUUAUAUGUUAAAGAAUAAAUUUGUGUUUUAGGGAUUUUUGUGACUUUUGGUGUUUUAUUCGGUCAUUUAAUUCACUUUGCUUAUACAGGCUACAGUGGUUUGAAACUGGCCAAAAGCAUAGAUAAUUAUUAGCCUUAUUGUAAUAGGAGCCAGUGACGAUUGUUUUGGAAGGUUUUUUUUUUUUAAAUAUUGUAAAUGUUGUC